Molecule: messenger RNA, 1827 nt
Organism: Macrosteles quadrilineatus (aster leafhopper)
Lineage: Eukaryota; Metazoa; Arthropoda; Insecta; Hemiptera; Cicadellidae
Product: cyclic GMP-AMP synthase-like receptor
Exons: 11
Coding region: 205-1551 (448 amino acids)
Source: RefSeq, a predicted model, not a curated record
CUGACCGACACUGAAUAUAACCCAACGUCAAACGUCCCAACAAUAACAGGAAGGCUGACGUGGCUCUUUGAUAACACUAGCGCUAGACUAAACAGUUUCACAGACUACAGACUCUGUUGUUUGACUCACCAGUGCUCUGGAUACAGAGAGGGCAACCAUUUCCUUCCCUUCAGCUACACUUGAAAGUAAGGUAAAUUUUAAACCAUGGAUGAAUGUACAGAUCAUGAUACCACUACAGAUAUUCUUCUAAAUUCCAAGUAUGACAUGUUAAAUGAAAUGGUUGAAGAAAUUCAUACCAGAAGUGUUAGAAUACCUAAAGAUGAAAUAAAAAUUGUCAAUAAAUAUUUUCAGGAGGUUAUACAUGUUUUUACGAAACAAAUGAAAGAAGUUGAUGAUACAUUCAAGAAAAUAUUCAGGAAGAUACUGUACACAGGGAGUUUUUUUGAAGGCUUGAAAAUAUCGAGUGCAGAUGAAUACGAUCUCAAUGUUAUAAUUAAUCCUGAAUUAAAGAUGAAACCAGUCAGGAAGAAGAAGUAUGCGCCUGCCGGGCAUAUAGCAAUUGAAGUAAUAAAAGAUCAAAACUGUGAAAUAAAGCCAUACAAGGAUUGGUUACACCAUGAGAAAGAAUCCAAUCGCUAUUUUCUCAAGAUAGAUCAAGUUAAAUCUUGGCUUCAAGGAAUUGUUAUCAAGGCAAGAGACAAAAUUGUUGAAGAAAAAUUAAUAAAAGACUUCAAGUUGGAUAUUCGGCAGUCGGGACCAGCUUGGACUUUGAUUUUCAAGGAUCAAAACAGAAAAGUCAGCAUUGAUCUUGUCCCAUGUCUGGAGUUUCCUAACAAAGAUUGGCCAGGAAUACCUCGAAAGCCCGAAAAAAUUCUUAACGGAAAGGACAAUGACCCGUGGUUUGCUGUGCCAAAAAGCCCGAGAAUUCCCCCUGAAGAUCUUAAGAAGAACAAGCUUUGGUUUCUUGCUUGGAGGCUGUCUUUUCCCAUUCAGGAGAAAAAUAUUAUAAAUGACCUUAACUACCUCAAGUUUAUACUUCGAUUGUUAAAGCAAGUACGGGACCAGUUGAAAAUCCACGCUGUGGCCAGCUACUACAUAAAAACGCUGUUUUUGUGGGAAAUAGAAACACAAAAAGAUCAAACUAUGUGGAAGAAAACUUCUCGGGGACGUCUCUUCAUGUAUAUGUUGAUUCGUUUCCAAGAAGCGUUGGAGGCAGGGCAUAUUGAUUUCUUCUGGGACAAAGAAUGCAACUUGGUUGACCACGUUGCGGCUGAGUAUCUGACAAUCAACGCGAAUCAAAUCAAGAAGUUUGUUAAAAAAGUUGAAGGUUUUAUCGACAAAGGUGAUAAGGAUGAACUCAGGAAGUUUUUGAUGAGCAAACUGUGUCCAUCAGUGGAGGUGCCUGUUGCUCAGAAUGUCGGUAAACCUUCCGUAAACCAAUCAGUCGCACAGAAUGGUAAAAAAGCUAGUGAAAAUCGACCACCAGUAGUCAAGUUGAGCGAAAAUGUUCAGCAAGUGAACAGUGUCUUUGGUAGUUGCAUAAUACUUUAAAGGUACCCAAAGACAAGGUUAGGUUGUACAUAGCCAAAAUGCUAGGGACAUAAUGAGUUAAAUCUCACAGUAACUUAUUUUACACUCAAAUACAUGUUUGAGUCCAAACUAGUAAUAGUUCAAACUAAAAAUUUUGUUAUUCAUUGUGACCCUUAGUUGGAAUAUAUAAUUGAUAAAAUGGAAGAAUUACCUUAUCCAACCACAGUUGCUAGUAUGACAACUAGUUUCGUUCCUUAGAACAUCGUCAGGUCAUUGUAUGCAACUACAUUAUCAAUG